Procambarus clarkii (red swamp crayfish) is the source of this 1185-nucleotide messenger RNA. RefSeq lists its product as uncharacterized. The record is from RefSeq and is a predicted model, not a curated record. Lineage: Eukaryota; Metazoa; Arthropoda; Malacostraca; Decapoda; Cambaridae.
AUGACAACAGAUUCUCACAUUUUCUGGAAGUUUAGAAGUCAAUCGAGGUCUCCAACGACGGUGUUAAAAGAAGGUCGUUUUGGAAUGGAAUGUUUUGGCGCUGUUGUUGUCUAUCUGGGAUGGGCCCUCACCGUUCGUCCCACUGAAGAACCACCCACUGAAGAACCAACCACUAGAGAACCACCCACUGAAGAACCACCCACUGAAGAACCAACCACUAGAGAACCACCCACUGAAGAACCACCCACUGAAGAACCACCCACUGAAGAACCACCCACUGAAGAACCACCCACUGAAGAACCACCCACUGGAGAACCCCCCACUGUAGAACCACCCACUGGAGAACCACCCACUGAAGAACCACCCACUGGAGAACCCCCCACUGUAGAACCACCCACUGGAGAACCACCCACUGGAGAACCACCCACUGAAGAACCACCCACUGGAGAACCCCCCACUGUAGAACCACCCACUGGAGAACCACCCACUGAAGAACCACCCACUGAAGAACCACCCACUGAAGAACCACCCACUGAAGAACCACCCACUGAAGAACCCCCACUGAAGAACCACCCACUGGAGAACCACCCACUGAACAUUUCACCCACUGAAGAACCACCCACUAACCCCACUGAAGAACCACCCACUGAAGAACCACCCACUGGAGAACCACCCACUGAAGAACCACCCACUGUAGAACCACCCACUAGAGAACCACCCACUGGAGAACCCCCCACUGUGGAACCACCCACUGGAGAACCACCCACUGAAGAACCACCCACUGGAGAACCCCCCACUGAAGAACCACCCACUGAAGAACCCCCCACUGAAGAACCCCCCACUGAAGAACCCCCCACUGUAGAACUACCCACUGAAGAACCACCCACUGAAGAACCCCCACUGAAGAACCACCCACUGGAGAACCACCCACUGAACAUUUCACCCACUGAAGAACCACCCACUGUAGAACCACCCACUAACCCCACUGAAGAACCACCCACUGAAGAACCACCCACUGUAGAACCACCCACUGAAGAACCACCCACUGAAGAACCACCCACUGGAGAACCACCCACUGGAGAACCACCCACUGAAGAACCACCCACUGGAGAACCACCCACUGAAGAACUACCCACUGGAGAACCACCCACUGGAGAACCACCCACUGUAGAACCCACCCACUGA